Molecule: messenger RNA, 996 nt
Organism: Truncatella angustata
Lineage: Eukaryota; Fungi; Ascomycota; Sordariomycetes; Amphisphaeriales; Sporocadaceae
Exons: 1
Coding region: 1-996 (331 amino acids)
Source: RefSeq, a predicted model, not a curated record
AUGGAUGAGGGGUUGCUUCAAUCUGUCUAUUGGAUUGACUUCAGCCGAACCGAGGAUGAUUGUAUGACAGCGGUCGACCAGACAACAUGUCUCGAAGGCAGCGACAGCAUGGUUGAGAUAGAAGGGGAUGCGAGCCCCUAUUUGCCAUGGAGGGAUGAUCAGACUCCAGAGGAUUUUUUCGACAUCGAAGCAUAUUCAUUUGACAUGCAGUCAGAAUCAUCGGAACAUGUACAAGGCCACACAUAUUGUCAGUCGCUGUCAUCUACGAACACCGAAGACGUACAGAAAGAAGGAAUGCACCACUCAUCGCCCAUGCUGGAACGAGAUAGCACAGAGUUUGGCGACGUCCUCGACAUGAACGACAUCAUGGCUUCGUCCUCCAAAAGCAGUGACGACCAUAUGGCAGAGUUCACAUCAUGUCUAAGCCCAGGUACUGGCUCGAAUUUUGUCGGCAACGACUUUUGUGUCGACUGUUCUCAGGGCUGUUCGAAUUAUGACGGAAACGGAGAGCUUCAACGGUCAAAAAACAUUGUCACCCCUACCAAGAGGGGUACCGACAACGUAACUGACGAGACCUUGUCGGAAAAUGAUAGGCCAAAGCGACGGAAGACUACCUUCGAGAACAAGCCAAAGAACAAGACAAAAAAUUGGGCUUGGAACAAAGUUUAUAUUCACCUGGAAAUGAUAGAGUUCAUGGUGGAUGGCUCCCAAGAACACUUUCACUGGAAAACUCGAAGCCGGCGGUGGUCUAGCGGGAAUGGUGCGCUUCGGACUCUGGAAGACCUUGGGAGCUACGUAUUGGCACGCCUACCCUGGGUCUCCGUUUGGGUGCGGCCACGUGGAGAUGGGUUUCCUGUACAGGUGUUUUGGGAUGAAAAUGAGCACAAUUACGUCGGACGUAAUGGGAUGUGUAGGAAGUCCCUGCGUAUCAGCUAUGCAGAGAUGGCGAGGUUACUCAUGUGUCCUCACGAAAGCUUCUUUAUCAGUGAAAGUUAA